Messenger RNA from Lytechinus pictus (painted urchin), 1837 nucleotides. RefSeq lists its product as uncharacterized. The coding region runs from base 169 to 1074 and encodes 301 amino acids. The record is from RefSeq and is a predicted model, not a curated record. Lineage: Eukaryota; Metazoa; Echinodermata; Echinoidea; Temnopleuroida; Toxopneustidae. The transcript has a single exon.
CCCCCAUGAUCGACGCCUCUGCUUUACAAAUAAUCACAGUAUUCCCCCAAUGAAUAAGAAUUUACUGGACAGUUGACGAUAAGAGCCCAGAGAUCAAAGUCCAUUUUGAUUUCGGUAGUUUUUAUUUGUUCGCAUAUAUUGUCCGUGACUUCUGAGUGCCCCUGUACUAUGACAGAAAAACUCGUUUUUCAUCCCUUACACUAUUAUUUUUCACUGUUCAACGUUUCCUGUCUACAAGCUUUACCUUACUUAUUACACAGUAAAAUGAGUAAUACAGUUCGUGUUGCCCUAUGGUGUUGCCAACGAUCAAUGUCAACACUCUUUGAAAGAUGUAUUGCUGCUGCGGGUCACAUUGAGAUCUUUCAUGAAGUCUAUCUAACUGCAUACCGUUUUGGACCUCAACACAGACAAGAAAAUGCCACGUUUGAAACAGACAAUGAUUACACAUAUGACAAUGUUCACAGAAUGAUUAGUCAGAAGUUCCCUUCUGGACAUUCUGUUUUCGUCAAAGACAUGGCAUAUUCCAUUGAAGGACGAUUCCCUGAGCUUUCUUUUGAGUUUUGCCACACUUUUCUGAUUCGUUCGCCGCAAAAAGUUGUAAAGUCCUACAUAAAACUCUUAGAGAGCUGUCACUUCGAUGAGGAUUAUGUGUCCGAGUUGAGAGAGAAAUUACCCAAUAGUUUCAAACAACAGUGUUUGCUCUAUGACUACAUCAGAGAAUACGGAUCUCAGUCAAGGAUACUAGUGAUAGAUGCUGAUGACUUUGUAACCAUGCCUGAAACAGUGCUCCGUAGAUAUUGUCAAGAAACAGGGUUGAUAUUCAAUGAAUGUAUGCUGAGUUAUGAAAGUUUAGAUUCAAUACCCGAUGAAUGGCAUUGCUCCAAGGUUCUAAAGAAUGCAACAAAGGAAAGAGGGAGUCAUGAGAGAGCUCUUCAUAGUACAGGAGUUGAGCUAACUAAACCAGAUGACAUAGGACUAGAAUUGUCAUCAGACUGGAAGAAUUGUGUUGGAAAAUGCGAAAAGUUCUAUAAUAUUAUGUUCGACAGAAGAACAAGAUUUGAGGAUCAUUGGUGAUCAAGCCAUUCUCGUAUUGGGUGAAUGAUAUUUGAUUUGAAAAACACUCUUAGUGGACUGUUCGAAUCAGGAGACGAUUUACUUUGCCAAAAUGAUUUGUUCCUAAACCAGGGACAGAGGGCCUAUACAUAUAUACAUACAUACAUACAUACAUACAUACAUACAUACGUACGUACAUACAUACAUACAUACAUACAUACAUACAUACAUACAUACAUACAUACAUACAUACAUACAUACAUACAUACAUACAUACAUACAUACAUACAUACAUAUAUAUAUAUACAUAUAUAUAUAUAUAUAUAUAUAUAUAUAUAGUAACGAACUAUGUUUCUGUUUUAAUGUCAUAGAGAGCUUAUUGGGUCUGUAAACGUAGACUAUACGGAAAUCGUAAGUGCAUAUGCACGUUCUGUGAAUUAACAAAAAUUUGCCCAAAUCGCACAUUUUAUGAACAUGGAGUCGUGAAACAUUUUGAUUAACUGUCAGUAAAGUUGCCUAAGCAUUAUCCAGUUGUUUAAUUUGAGAAAGCAUGUUGCAUUAGCAAAGUUAAUUAUGUUAUUGUAGCUAUUGUUGUCAUUUUUAGUAACUGUUUCAUCGAAGAGUUGAAAAAUGCAUUAAUACUAGGAGUCAAUAGCUAGUGUAAGAUUCUGGGUUUACCGCCCUUUACCGUAGUAUUAAUGCUGCCCUUCAUCUCUUGUAUCUCGUUCUGCUCUGUACACUAAUUUAUCUUUGUCGUAAUUAAAGGUAAAGGUCAGAAUUUUAA